Messenger RNA from Asterias rubens (European starfish), 1821 nucleotides. RefSeq names its product sodium/potassium/calcium exchanger 5-like. Gene Ontology annotation, molecular function: calcium channel activity; calcium, potassium:sodium antiporter activity. Gene Ontology annotation, cellular component: membrane. Gene Ontology annotation, biological process: calcium ion transmembrane transport; intracellular calcium ion homeostasis. Bases 1 to 1716 code for a protein of 571 amino acids. The record is from RefSeq and is a predicted model, not a curated record. NCBI's taxonomy places the organism in Eukaryota, Metazoa, Echinodermata, Asteroidea, Forcipulatida, Asteriidae. The transcript has 9 exons.
AUGGCGUUAAAAUGCAAUUGGAAAGUGUUCAUGAUGGUGAAGAUGUGCUUUUUGUGCGGCGUUCUACUUGUCAAAAUAGGACGUGUUAGUCUUCUAGCAGGAGGAUUUACAGAAGAAAAUGGUGACUUGGAAGUCAAGGCUGCGCCUCAACAGAGACAAGAUGGCCGCCAACCAGCUAUUACAAGACAAUAUAUCACUAACACAUGUGUUAUUUUUGUUAAAGGUUUUAUCGGCAGGAAGCUCAGAGAGAUCGAGGAAGACAUGAACUGCACAAUGCCGUCCAUCACCAGCUUCCCACGGACGUUAUUUACAGAGGAGCAACGAGAAAAGGGCGCGAUUAUCAUUGACUUUCUGGCUGCAUUUUAUCUCUUUGGCGCCAUUAGUUACGUCUGCUUCGCCUAUUUUGUCCCAUCCUUGGAAAUUAUCAGUAAAAUGCUAGGGCUUCAGGAGGAUGUAGCUGGGGCAACGUUCAUGGCAAUCGGUAGCUCGGCACCCGAGUUUUUUACAGCUAUUGUAGGUGCCUUCGUAACGCAUGAUAACACAGGCGUCAGUGCUAUCAUUGGUUCGUCAGCUUUUAAUGUGUUCGUCAUAAUCGCUCUGUGUUCGCUUGCUGCUGGUGGGGAUGACGGUCUUCCUUUGUUAUGGUACCCAGUCAUCAGAGACUCCAUUUGCUGGUUAAUGUCGCUCCUUAUAAUGAUCGCAGUGACUAUGGACUCGCUUGUAGAAUGGUGGGAGGGCUUAAUAAUGACAGUAUGUUUUGGCGUUUAUAUUACGAUUAUGUACUUCAACAAGCCAACGUCGGCCUUCGUCCUGAACUGGACAUCCAAAUACUUCGAAACGGAAGGGCGUCCCAUGAGGACCUUCUCAUUGGACGACGAGUCAGAAGAGACUGCGUUUAUUGAUGACGUAAGCUCGCAGGAGAAAGGACUUAUGGGUGGUGGGGACCAUGGCUCCUCUAGGACACUGUAUGGAUCAGAUUUAAAUCGCAGACGGGAUGGGACUGCUUCUUCUGAAGAAAACGUCGAAUCUGACAACGACUCACUUCCUUCCGUGUUCGACCCUCCCAAAUCCACCAUCCGUUUCAUCGGAUGGUUCAUCGGUCUCCCGGUCAUUCUGUGCACGUUCCUGACGGUGCCCGACUGUCGCAAAGCCGAACCGUGGAGGCGCUGUUACCCACUGACGUUCGUCCUCUCUGCCGUGUGGCUGGCCGGACUUUCAUAUUUACUGUAUUGGUUGAUUGUUAUUAUUGGUUUCACACUCGGGGUUCCCGAUACAGUGAUGGGCUACACCGUCUUGGCCAUCGGAACGAGUGUACCGGACGCUAUUGCAUCUCUGUUGGUCGCCAGGGACGGCUUUGGUGACAUGGCCGUCGCAAACAUCAUCGGCAGUAACGUCUUCGAGAUCUUCAUCUGUCUCGGGUUCGUCUGGUUCUUGAAGAGUGUGACCGCCACCCCAGUCACCCCGAUCACGAUCAGCAUCAACGGCCUGGCAGCCACCACCAUCGUGCUCAUAGUGAUCAUGUUUCUCAUAGUGGUCGCUAUCCAUCACAACGGCUGGAAACUGGACAUGAAGAUCGGAAUUGUGUCUCUCCUCUUCUACAUUGUGUUUAUUGGCUGGGCGACACUGAACGCAGAGGGCACGUUCGGGGACGCCUUUACGAUAGGCGAAACGGUAGCGCCGCUCCCACCGUGCCCAGAGAGUUAUUAUGACCUAUAGUUAUGGACGUAACAGUGAUGUCUCUGUCGUAUAGGGCAUUGUACGGACACUAUCGGUAAUUACUCAAAAGAAUUGUUAGCAUAAAAAACUUACUUGGUAAUGAGC